GUUGAACGCCGGUCCUUAUGUUGCUCGGAAUGAAUCGACAUUGAAGCGCGAUGACCCAUGGAAAACGACGAAGUGCGAUAGGCGGACUGUCCCGCCAGGAGUGCGGCGUCGUGGCUCAAGAAUCGGCUGGCGUCAUCCCUGUCGCGUCUUCCUAGACGUCUAGCGAGCUAGCGAGGGCAGCAGGGAAGCAGCGUCACCCGUAGCCAUGGUGAUUCCGGUGACACUCGUCAACGACAUCAAGGCGGCCGUCGACCUGUCCAACCAGGCGCACGUCGAAGAUGCCAAGAAGCAGUUCGCCAACGCCAUCCGGCUCUACCGCAAGGCGAUGGAGUCGUACCUGAACGCCGCGCUGCUCAUACGUAACACGUGCGCCCCGUUCGUCGAGAGGGCCCAAAAGCUCAAGGAGUUCUCGGGCGACGCCGAGCAGGAGGUGGUCGGCGAGGGAAUUCCCGACCUGCAGAAGGUCCAUCAAAUCGCCGUGCUCUCACAGGUCCUCCCUCCAUGGUGCACCGCCGCUGGAACGGUCAUCUCCGGCAAGAAGAUGAACUUCAACGACGACAUCCAGGGUAUAGACCCUACCAAGCUUGUCCUCACCCAGAUCCUCAGUGACCCGAAGGCAAAGGCAGCGUCGACCAUUCUGCUUCACGGACCGCACGGCACGGGAAAAUCUUUUUUGGCCAAGUCUCUGUACGUCAAGUACCCCGAAAAGUCUAUCUUCAUCGUCGAUGUCGACCAGUUCGUCAACGGUGGCAUCACGCACGACGCUCCCAAGAUGACGCAGAUGCUCGUGAGGAACUACAAGAAGCACAACACCGGAGUGCUGGUUCUCGACGGUUUGGACCAGCUGUACCUAUCGGAUUACCCCGACGUCAAGAAGCCCGUUGUGGAUGCCGUGAAGGCCGAAUUGCUCAACUACAUGAAGGACCUGGCCGAGAAGAAGGAAUACAAGGAGAUCGUGAUUGCGACAGCCUUCAGGCCAUGGCUCAUCACGGACGACAUGAAGGGAACGUUCGAGGCCAAGAUCAACAUUCCCAUCCCGGAGAACGAGGAGGCGCGCAAGGCGAUCAUCAAGGCGGAACUGGGCAAGAUUCGUGUGCCCACCUACAAGGACGGCGACAUCGAGAGCUUGGCCAAGAACACGGUCCGCUUCUCGCGCUACCAGAUACUGCGAAUCAUCCGCUAUGCGCUGGCGCGCAACUUCAACAACGUUGAAGCCAUCACCAUGAAGGAAGACGCCGAGCGGCUGAGUCACAUGGUCAAGGAGGACAUGGACAAAGUUUCUGCGAUCAUCAAGGCCGACCUUUCCGAAGAGGACGAGCCCAAGCACCAGGAGUACAUCGCCGCCAACCCCACGGCUAAUUAGAAGGAGGCCAUCUGCUCUCGCUGAAUAAAGACUAGCAGCACCACCUGUGCUGAGAGACAUGAGGGGGAAACGAAAUUUAUGGAAAAAGUCCGUGGCAGUAAA
This is a messenger RNA of Dermacentor silvarum, 1465 nucleotides long. RefSeq names its product vacuolar protein sorting-associated protein 4. The transcript is spliced from 2 exons. Gene Ontology annotation, molecular function: ATP hydrolysis activity; ATP binding. The record is from RefSeq and is a predicted model, not a curated record. The coding region runs from base 206 to 1363 and encodes 385 amino acids. Gene Ontology annotation, biological process: endosomal transport; vacuole organization. NCBI's taxonomy places the organism in Eukaryota, Metazoa, Arthropoda, Arachnida, Ixodida, Ixodidae.